GAAGCCUGCCGAAGCGUCUGCGUGACGUCAUGUUGGAGCUGGUUGGAGCAGAAGAGAUAAAAGAACGGUCGUAGGAAAGGAGUUCUGUUUCUUGGUGUACCUCUCGGUGCUGUAAAAGAUUGUCCGCGCGUUUCGUCAGUCUCGCGUAUCGUCGAAAUGUCGUACGCGUAUCUGUUCAAAUAUAUUAUUAUCGGGGACACAGGAGUUGGAAAGUCCUGUCUUCUUCUUCAGUUUACGGAUAAGAGAUUUCAGCCAGUCCAUGAUUUAACAAUAGGAGUCGAGUUUGGUGCUCGUAUGAUUACUAUUGACAGCAAGCAAAUUAAACUGCAGAUAUGGGACACUGCAGGCCAAGAGGCAUUUCGUUCUAUAACAAGGUCAUAUUACCGUGGAGCAGCUGGAGCUUUAUUGGUAUACGACAUUACACGUAGAGAAACUUUUAAUCAUCUUACAACAUGGCUGGAGGACGCAAGGCAACAUUCAAAUUCCAAUAUGGUUAUCAUGUUAAUCGGCAACAAAAGUGAUCUAGAUAGUCGAAGAGAAGUAAGGAGAGAAGAAGGUGAAGCUUUUGCACGAGAGCAUGGUCUUGUCUUUAUGGAGACCAGUGCUAAGACUGCAGCCAAUGUAGAAGAAGCUUUCAUCAAUACGGCAAAAGAAAUUUAUGAAAAAAUACAGGAGGGUGUCUUUGACAUUAAUAAUGAGGCAAACGGCAUUAAGAUUGGACCACAACAUUCGCCAACAAGUCCUGGAGGUUUAGCAGGAACUGGUGGACAAGGUAGUGCGCAGGGUGGUGGGUGCUGCUAGGGGCUGGGGCUUAUCUGUCCACCAAUUCAUCCUUCUUCGAUCUGAAUUGAUCCUACUUCUGUUCUUCAUUUUUAUCCGAACACACUUACUUUGUACAACUUAAUUUCGCGCAUGUCGCGUCAUGAGGUAACAAGUGACAAUUGAUGUAUUUAUUAGUUAAAAUAAUCUUAUACACGUAAUAUAAAUAGGAUUAUUGUAAGACGAAAAUGUUAUACAUCACGAAAAUCAUGAAGCAUUAAUAAAGUCUUUGU
Messenger RNA from Mycetomoellerius zeteki, 1052 nucleotides. RefSeq names its product RAS oncogene family member Rab2 (gene Rab2). Bases 157 to 801 code for a protein of 214 amino acids. Lineage: Eukaryota; Metazoa; Arthropoda; Insecta; Hymenoptera; Formicidae. The record is from RefSeq and is a predicted model, not a curated record. Gene Ontology annotation, molecular function: GTPase activity; GTP binding. The transcript is spliced from 4 exons.